Linepithema humile (Argentine ant) is the source of this 1060-nucleotide messenger RNA. RefSeq lists its product as uncharacterized. The record is from RefSeq and is a predicted model, not a curated record. Lineage: Eukaryota; Metazoa; Arthropoda; Insecta; Hymenoptera; Formicidae.
UUCAUUCAUUUGAUACAUCAAUAUAGGUACUGACAAUGGAUAAGUCCCAAACAUGCUAGUUUGCAGUUUGGCAUUACUUAAGGACAUGUGGAAAUAUGUGGAUUUUUAUAUUUUUUUAUUCAUUAUUUAUAUUACAAAAGUCUGAAACUGCAAGUGAUGUAAUAGUGAAAGAAGUGGCUGCUGGACAUUUGGCUGAGCUUCCAUGCUUAAGCAUCGACGAUCAUCAUCGUUUUAUGUUUUGGCAAUUCGGAAAUAAUGAUAUCAUCGGUCCAGGGAAUCCUUUAAAUGAUAAGAAAUAUAAUUAUGAAGUGUUGACUGGCACACUUCAAAUCAGGGGGGUAUCAACAACUGAAUCUGGUUUUUACAAAUGUGUUUCAAAAGGCUUAUUGGACGAUUCGCAAUUGAAAAUUCAUUCUGUUGAAUUAAUAGUUAAAAACGAUUGGGAGAAACUUUGGGAAAAUGAUUUUGAGACAAAUUUAUUACGUGGGAUGACUGCUGUUAUGGUAUUAAUAGUUGCUGUAGCUGUCGUUCUUCUCAUUAUUACCGUUAAGAGAAACAGAAGUCAGAGAUUCUUUGAUCUAGAGGAGUCAAGAGAAAAUUCUCCAGAACGAUAUACGCCAAAUAAUGCACCUGGCGUUUCAUCAGGCGUUGAGAAUGUUGGAGCCGAUAAUCCUGUUCUCGACAUAGAUUUUCCCAAAGUGUUUCAACAAAUGCAGAAAGAACAAGCGACACCAUAGAAUAUAAUUAAUAUAUUACACAAUAGAGAAAAUUAUUUAUAUAGUAGAAUAUUCUUAACCUAGAAGGCGGUUGCGUGGGAGUUUUAAAUACUUCAAAAAUCACUGUAAUGAUAAAUUACUUAAUGUACUUAUACUGUUUUCUUAUAUAACAUUGUUUUUUAUAUUCCUUUUUGCGAAAAUGAUAUUAACAAACCACACAGCAUAUAUAAUAUGCAAUAUACUGUUAAUAACAGCGGUUUCUAAAUGAAAUCUAAAAAUAUCUCACGCAAAAUUAUGCAGUUAGAUUCAGGUCAAAUAACUUUUCGUUUUUUAUAGAUUAUUUU